AUGCAUCUCCACAGUCCUUCACUCAUGGCAGAAGGAAACUUCUCUCUAUCUGGACACUUGGUGAGAAGUCCUGUCGGAAACCCAUCCAGGUUUCACAGCAUAGAGGCUAUCUUAGGAUUUUCCAAAGAGGACAAUGUUCUGAGCUCAUUCCAGACAGAGGGCAGUCCUAGGAAUGGCAAGGAAGCUGAGAAGAGAAACUCUAGACACUGUCUUCACAAAAUGGCUGAGGAUGUACAAUCACAGCAGGGCCAGAUAGAAGACAGACAGGAGGACAACUAUGGGGAUACCUACUGCAGCAAAACUUCCAGUGAGUGCAUGAGCCCAGGCUUAUCAGCAAAUAACAGCGACCACAAACUAUCAGACGACGAACAACCCAAGAAGAAGCACAGGAGGAACCGAACCACCUUCACUACUUACCAACUCCAUGAGCUGGAGAGAGCUUUUGAGAAGUCCCAUUACCCAGAUGUGUACAGCAGAGAGGAGCUGGCCAUGAAGGUGAACCUCCCAGAAGUAAGAGUCCAGGUUUGGUUUCAAAACAGAAGAGCCAAAUGGAGACGACAAGAAAAGUUGGAGGUUACUUCCAUGAAGCUUCAAGACUCCCCAAUUCUAUCUUUUAACCGAUCCCCACAGCCUCCAGCCAUGAGCAACAUCAGCACUAAUCUGCCCCUAGAUUCUUGGCUUACUCCAUCAAUGUCCAACACCACCGCCCUACAGACCCUGCCGGGAUUUGUGACCACCCCACAGAGUAUUCCUGGCAGUUACACCCCACCACCUUUCAUGAACACUGCACCCGUUGGCCACUCUCUACAACCAUUGGGUUCCAUGGGGCCACCACCUCCAUACCAAUGCGGGGCCAACUUUGUGGACAAGUAUCCUCUUGAAGAAGUAGACCCUAGAAACACAAGUAUAGCAGCACUGAGGAUGAAGGCAAAGGAACACAUUCAGUCUAUUGGAAAGCCUUGGCAAACCAUAUAA
Messenger RNA from Bufo bufo (common toad), 975 nucleotides. RefSeq names its product retina and anterior neural fold homeobox (gene RAX). Gene Ontology annotation, biological process: positive regulation of transcription by RNA polymerase II. NCBI's taxonomy places the organism in Eukaryota, Metazoa, Chordata, Amphibia, Anura, Bufonidae. The coding region runs from base 1 to 975 and encodes 324 amino acids. The record is from RefSeq and is a predicted model, not a curated record. Gene Ontology annotation, molecular function: RNA polymerase II cis-regulatory region sequence-specific DNA binding; DNA-binding transcription factor activity, RNA polymerase II-specific. The transcript has 3 exons.